AUGCCAUCGCUUAUAUUACUUUUUCUGCUUCUUUCCUCACUUGUGUGGCGUGCCAGAAGUCAAAAUUUGGAAAAAUCGAGAUCAGUAUGGGUAGAGCAGGGUUUGCUGCGCGGCAAAAUCUACAAAAUGGCCGAUAACUACAUGCAGAUUUUUCGUGGAAUACCGUAUGCCGAACCACCUGUUGGACCACUGAGAUUCAAGCGGCCAGUAAAACGAGCGCGAUGGCACCAGGAGUACUCAGCGCUGGAUUACGGAGCACCUUGUUUGCAGUUCAUGGAAUUUCAUAAAAACGACAGAUUUUCUGGUCCAAAUAUGGAAAAUGAAAGCGAGGACUGCUUGUUUCUCAAUGUAUUUUCGCCAUACGAUCCACAGGACGAGUCGAAGCUGUAUCCAGUUCUUGUGUGGAUCCACGGGGGAUCGUUUUUGGCCGGUUCAGGCGACACAAGCAUCGAUAUGGAAGUGGUUGCUAGACAUUUCAUUUUCAACGGGGUCGUGCUUGUAACACUCAAUUACAGACUUGGGCCAUUAGGAUUUACAAAUUAUCAGGACGGCGGCAAAACGGAGGGCAAUUUUGGCAUUUGGGAUUUGGUUAUGGCCCUGGAAUGGAUACAAACAAAUAUGAAGCAGUUGAACGGCAACCCAUCGCAGGUCACUAUAAUGGGCGAAAGCGCGGGCGCAGCUGCUGCUUCUGUACUCGCUGUAUCACCGAGAACCAAAGGUUCAUUUCUGCAAAAUUCAUGUGUUUUGUAA
This is a messenger RNA of Gongylonema pulchrum, 750 nucleotides long. NCBI's taxonomy places the organism in Eukaryota, Metazoa, Nematoda, Chromadorea, Rhabditida, Gongylonematidae. The record is from the annotation of a GenBank genome assembly.